AUGACAAUCCCCCAACUAGUCAUCGAGGCGAAUCACCCUGACUGGCUGGCACAGCCGAUGCACUGCGACGGCCAGUGGACGUCCAGACAAAACGAUUUGCCUCCGGUGAUUGCCUAUGUGAACUGGGAGGCUCGUCAGAUCGCUACGAGACGUACGCACGCCGACACCGUCCUGAUGUACCAGGCGCACGUGCAGCCUUCUGUGCACGUUUAUGCAGACUAUCAUCUUUCUGCUAAACUGCUUGAGAUCUACGAAAGAGCAACCGUCCGCACAUGCAUCUGCAAUCCCAGCUACACGGACCGUGGAACUGGUCAAGAAAUGACCGAAGCGCCUGCAAGUGGAUGCAUUUUCAAAUUUCGACGGCUCUGCGUGGCCCACGGUGUCCCACAGAGCGGGCCUACUAUCGCGUUCUUCAAAAGGUGGACCCGCACCCCGGAGAAGUUCCAGCUGUGUCGGAGCAGGGUGCAAAAGUGGAUCAGUGACGGCAAGACUAGACAUGUCUGGGCCAAAUGGAAAGAAGCAAGAGCCCGGGAUUUCACCGGCAUCAAGGAUCUGGAGACUAUCUGGGUACCCAAAUGGAGCGGGCUGGAGGGUGUGCUGAACGUGGUGGACCAGGACACCCUCACUCACGGGAGCGUUGACGGGGAAAUCAACGUGUGGACGUUUUGCCCCAACGAGACUCACCCGUGGGUGAGGGAGGUCCUUGCCUGGACCACUUCAGGCCCCGAAUCAUGUUUCGGGGGUAAUUAUGAGCAGCUGGAGUUAAUCUCCACGGGAUACUGA
Penicillium subrubescens is the source of this 783-nucleotide messenger RNA. RefSeq lists its product as uncharacterized. The transcript is spliced from 4 exons. The record is from RefSeq and is a predicted model, not a curated record. Bases 1 to 783 code for a protein of 260 amino acids. NCBI's taxonomy places the organism in Eukaryota, Fungi, Ascomycota, Eurotiomycetes, Eurotiales, Aspergillaceae.